This is a messenger RNA of Prorocentrum cordatum, 1619 nucleotides long. The record is from the annotation of a GenBank genome assembly. Lineage: Eukaryota; Dinophyceae; Prorocentrales; Prorocentraceae.
GAUUGGCCCGUCAGCUCUCAAGUCAGGCCGACACUCUUGCCCCCAUGGUCGAGGGCUCCCUGGGUCGCAUGGUGAGUUCCGAGGCAUCAGCCAGUCACGCUCCUGCCGAGAUAGCACCUGUCGCUGCCGGCCCAGUUUCAAUCGGCGCCUCGGCUUCGGGGCUCGAGCCCCCUCGCGAAGCUGAGGUCCGGAGGCUGGAGCAGUCUGCCGAGAGGCGAGUGGCGCCCAGGCUGACGCCCGCCGAAGAUCUAGGCCCCCACCUGACCUACUUGGAGGAGUCCGAGGACGACUGGCAAGACGAGUCAGAAAGCAUAAUGGUGGCGCUACAGAUAAUCACGUCCAUGAGAUGGAAGCUCCAGGUGGCCGACGCGAAGAACGCUUUCUGUCAGAGUGACCGCCUCCGUAGGCCUCGGGGGGGCAUCUACGUGGAGCCCUGUCACGGGCUUACCUUGGGUUCUGAUCAACUUAUCGAGCUGGUGGCCCCGGUACACGGCCUCAAUGACGCCCCUCUGUUGUGGCACCGGACCCUGACUGACUGGCUGUCAACUCAGGGCUUCACGAAGUCUUUGCUGGAGCCAUGCCUGUGGCUUAAGCGUGGCGAGCACGGGCGCUUAGAAGCUUUGGUUUUAAUUGAGGUCGACGAACUCAUCAUCGCCGGCGACGAUCGGAUCAUGGAUCCUUUGCGUCAGGCGAUGUGCCAGCGUUUUCAGUUCGGAAAGUGGAAGUUGGGUGAGUCUGAGUAUGCAGGUCGUCGAGUGGUCCAGCACGGGGACCGCAUUACGGUUGACCAAGAAAAAUAUACUAGGGAACAGCUUAGUGUUAUGCAGCUCACUAGGGAGAGAAAGUCCACCCCCGACUCUCCCCUCACCCCCGACGAGAUUUCGGCGUACCGCACUGUGGCGGCACAAGUGCAAUGGCUGGCUCGUGAAAGCCGCCCGGAUGUUGCUGGGAGUGCGUUUCUCCUGGCCGCCGCUUUGCCUGCCCCGUCUGUGUCGGACGCCCUGACGCUUGCCAAGGUGUGUAAGUACCUAAAGGGAUCGUGCGAGCAGAAGUUAACCAUUUGGUCACUAGACCCCUACUCUCUCACUUUUGCCACUGCAAGUGAUUCGGGUGGACCAGGGACCGCGCGUCGAGGAGGAGCCCAGGGUGCCUGGAUCGUGAUGGCGGCUGACGCCGGCAUCAGGGAAAAUCGUCGUUCGAAGGUUAGCACUCUGUCAUGGCGCUCUCGGCGCAUCAAACGGGCUGUCGCCAGCACCGUGGCCGCCGAGACCCUUGCUCUGUCCUCGGCCACGGGCGAGGCCCAAUGGCUUCAGAUCCUCUUUCGAGACGCAGUCUUCAACGAUGUGUCCCGCCCCGAUCGGUUUGAUGGGCAGGCCCCUUUCACUGUCGUCAUGUCUAAGGAUUGCAAGUUGAGCGAGGCUGCCUCGGGCCUAGCAGUAGUGGAUGCAAAAUCGGUUUUCGACACACUGUCUCGGAAUUCGGCCGGCUCGAAGGCCGACCGCCGCAAUGCUAUUGAAUUGGCCGUCGUUCGUGACGCUCUCAGUGCUAUUGGCUCGCAAGUGCGGUGGAUGCCGCACGCGAGGAUGCCUGCAGACCCGUUGACAAAACCCUUGAGUUAG